Ostertagia ostertagi is the source of this 333-nucleotide messenger RNA. NCBI's taxonomy places the organism in Eukaryota, Metazoa, Nematoda, Chromadorea, Rhabditida, Trichostrongylidae. The record is from the annotation of a GenBank genome assembly.
AUGCUUCCUGUGGUGUACAUACUCGCUCAAAGCUGCUUUUACAAGGUAGUGAAUGCGUCAUCUGGGAUUCAGCCACAGACUUCAGAACAUCUACUGCUAUGCUCCAUAUUCUGCCCAAAUCGGGUAGUGAUAGUGCUCAACAAGAUCGAUCUCGUGAAAAAGGAAGAGAUUCCUGGAAUUACAAAGUUACGGAAGGCUCUCAGCGCGUUGGGAGUCUCAGAAAACUCACCGAUUGUUCCUGUAUCUCUGGUCAACCAAUCUGACAGCACGCUGUCGGAGCUGAUGGAAGUUCUGGAGAGUAGCAUAUUUGAACCUCAUCGUCAAACUUCAACG